CUGGCAAUAGUGUCGUAAAAAUAGGGAUUACAAUGCUUCAUGAACUUUGACUUUCGGUCAAAAAUAUGCAGCUUGCAAGUAUUUUCAAACACUGUAUUUUUCAAGAAUAACAACGGGUUGAGACUUGUUUGCCCGGAUUCAAGGUAUGGUUUGAUGAUGGCUUCUUGGCAACCAGUAAGCAAUAUUAAAGACUUCAUGUCCCAGAACCCACCGGCUGUGACAUUUUUCCUGUGUCUCCUGACACUGGCAAUCUCGUUCAUCUGCCUCGGAUCAUAUAGCAUUAAUCACACACUGCCCAAUCCUGACACAACAAAAGACUGGAACCAUCUCCUUUCUACCUUAGCACAUUUCCACCUGUGUGCAAGAAAAAACUGGAGUUCAGAUGUGCCAGUGUCCCGAGGCCCACCUUCUCUUACAGAACAGGGAACAGAUGGAACUAUUUCACCUGAUUUAACGUCACAUACGACCACUUUGCAUCUUGCGGUUCCUCUCGCUAUCACAACAAACCACGACCUUCCGAAAAAUGUUGACCUUUUUACAACCUUCACAGCCAGUCAGUUGCAUCUUGAGGGUAAUGAGAUUGUGAAUGUAGACAUCCACUCUGUAAAUGAUACCUACAGCUGCCUGACUAUAAGAGCGCCAAUAGCACUUUUUCCAAUGAGUCGACUUCCCCCAGUGUGUCAUGCACCUGGCAACAACCGUUCACUUGUCCACGUGGAGGCAACUGACCCACAACUUCCAGCAUCCCAAGCCUGCUAUAGUCUUGUCUUCAGAAAUGACCCCACUCUUACUGUCAUGCUGACAAAGGAGGAGCAAUGGGUGGCAGUGAGACAUCUAAUAGAAGUUAGUGUAUGUUUGAUAGGAGUUUGUUUAAUACUUUGCUUAGCCGCAAGCCUGACACAUUCAAUGAUUCAGAACUACCACAGGAAGGGACUGGAUCUUCAAAAUGUAAAUGAACCUUUGCUUGACACAUAACAUUUAUUGAAAGGAAUGUUGGAAGAUCUGAGCCAAAGUUGUGAGGGGGGAAAAAGAUUCUUCUCUACAUAACCAGUUUUUUGUUCACUAUUAUCCAGAGUCUCAGGUGUUUGCAUUGUGUAACUUUAUGCCAGUUGUAAAGUAAAGCUGUAAAAGGUAUGUUGAGUUGUAGUUAAUAUACAGUGUAUCACAAAAAUGAGUACACCCCUCGCAUUUCUGCAGAUAUUUAGGUAUCUUAUCAUGGGACAACACUGACAAAAUGACACUUUGACACAAGGCAAGGCAAAUUUAUUUAUAUAUAGCACAAUUCAACAAAAGGCAAUUCAAAGAGUUUUAUAUCACAUGAAGAUCAUAAAAAUCACAUUUAAAUCAAUACAACGUAAAAACCAGGACAAUCAAAAUCGGAAAUAAAAUUAUACAUAAAAAUCGCAUUUAAUAACAAAUAGAAUGAAAAUAAAUAAAAAUAAAACAGAGUUACCACUACUAAUAAUAAUUGAAAUCAGCAAUGGAGAUAAGCACAAGAGGAAUAGAAAGCAAGUAGAUUGAAAUAUAUAGACAGUUAUGGAUAUGCAGUGCUAAACAAAAGCGUUUUUAGCCCUGAUUUAAAGGAGCUAACAGUUUGAGCACACUUCAGACGUUCAGGUAACUUGUUCCAGAGGUGAGGAGCAUAAUAACUACAUGCUGCCUCACCCUGCUUGGUUCUUGUUCUUGGAACAUGCAGAAACCGGUUCCAGGCGACCUUAGGGGUCUAGAUGUCUCAUAGGAAUCCAACAAAUCAAGCAUGUAUUUUGGUCCAAGGCCAUUAAAUGUUUUGUAGACGAGCAGUAGUAUUUUAUAGUCUAUCCUUUGACUCACUGGAAGCCAGUGUAGCGAUUUCAAAACCGGUGUAAUGUGGUCCAGCUUCCUUGUAUUUGUGAGGACUCUGGCUGCAGCAUUCUGUACUAGCUGCAGCUUCCUGACUGAUUUUUUAUCAAGACCCGUAAAUAUUCCGUUGCAAUAGUCCAAUCUGCUGAAAAUGAAAAUGCUCAUGCAUAAGUUUUUCCAUGUCUUGUUGAGUCAGAAGCCCCUGAAUUCUGGUUAUAUUUUUUAGGUGGUAAUAAGCGGAUUUAGUGACGGACUUUAGAUGGCUAUCAAAUUUUAAUGACAAUGAAAAGUAAUCUGUGUGCAGCUUUUAUAAGAGUUAAUUUAUUUUCCCCUCAAAAUAACUCAAAAUAUAGCCAUUAAUAUACAGUUUAAAGUGCCCUCCAUAAUUAUUGGCACCCCUGAAAAAGGUGUGUUUUUUAGCUUCUAAUAUUUUUUUAAAUUCCUUUGGGACCUUAAUGGAAAAAAGAGAAAAAUCCAACCUUCAAUACAAGUGCAUUCAUUCAGUGGGGAAAAAAUCCCACAUAAAGAAAAAAUUAUUUGACAUCAAGUAAUGUGUGUCACAAUUAUUAGCACCCCUGGUGUUAAUACUUUGUACGACCCCCUUUUGCCAACAAAAAAAGGUCUGGGGACUGAGAAGGCCAUGGGAGGAGCUUGAUUUUGUGUCUGGUGAACCAUUUCUGUGUAGGUUUGGCCAUAUGUUUAGGGUCAUUGUCUUGCUGAAAGACCCAGUGACGACCCAUCUUCAGCUUUCGGGCAGAGGGCAACAGAUUUUCAUUUAAAAUGUCCUGGUAUUUCAAAGCAUUCAUGAUGCCAUGCACCCUAACAAGGUUCCCAGGGCCUUUAGAAGCGAAACAGCCCCACAGCAUCACUGACCCACCCCCAUACUUCACAGUGGGUAUGAGGUGCUUUUCAGCAUGCGCAUCUUUCGUGGCACGCCAGACUCACCUAGAGUGUUUGUUGCCAAAAAGCUCAAUCUUGGUCUCAUCUGACCAAAGCACAUGGUCCGAGUUGAAGCCUGGGACCGUGUGUGUUUUUGUGUGUGUUAUAAUCCACUGGCAACAAAAGUGAGUACACCCCUUAGAAACUAAAUGAAUAAAUCUCUAAAUGUCCAAAUUGAGCACUGCUU
Molecule: messenger RNA, 2965 nt
Organism: Corythoichthys intestinalis (scribbled pipefish)
Lineage: Eukaryota; Metazoa; Chordata; Actinopteri; Syngnathiformes; Syngnathidae
Product: transmembrane protein 248-like
Exons: 7
Coding region: 40-975 (311 amino acids)
Source: RefSeq, a predicted model, not a curated record